Molecule: messenger RNA, 2963 nt
Organism: Danio aesculapii
Lineage: Eukaryota; Metazoa; Chordata; Actinopteri; Cypriniformes; Danionidae
Gene: trib3
Product: tribbles pseudokinase 3
Exons: 4
Coding region: 838-1884 (348 amino acids)
Biological process (GO): regulation of MAP kinase activity; positive regulation of proteasomal ubiquitin-dependent protein catabolic process; protein phosphorylation
Cellular component (GO): nucleus
Molecular function (GO): protein kinase activity; ATP binding; mitogen-activated protein kinase kinase binding
Source: RefSeq, a predicted model, not a curated record
CAUCGAGUCAGGCUGGUGUAACACACUGAGCAUAUUAGUCGUGCCCAGCCGAAUUGAGACUUUACAGUCGGACGUUCAGGCUGAGGGGCCACGUCUGAUUUGUGAUCUCAUCACUAAAGGGACCUUUAUUUCGGCAUCAAUCAAAAAGACCAACUACAGGAUUACUUUUCCAUUUGUGCGCUGUCACCAAAACGGACGCGUCCUCUAGCUUUAACUUUCUUCGGACUAUUCCUUGUUUAUUUUGUCGUACGGCUAAACUUACAAUUAAGAACGUCGUAUCAAGUUUUAUUAACACGAAACUCACCGUGAAUGAUCUCCAACUCCACCCGACCACAGAGAGACGUUUCACCAACAUUGAAAGCCAGGGGAAUAUUGUCCAUGCAGGACGCGUUCAUUCAGCGGGAAUAAGGAACAAAGACAUCCGUGCCAACAACUGAAGAGCUCUUGGGGUUGCCGCCAGACUCACAAUUAUCAAUUUGCUCAACUCAAGACAAAGAAGAAGACAUAAUACAAAAGAAAAGAAGCUAAACGUGCACGAAUAUCUUGCAAAACGCAGGGAACGUGGAUUCUUUACAAAUCAUCUACUGUAUAAGGCACCCGCGCGCGUCCCUUCAAACUGACUCAUAUUUAUUCUCCUUUCACUGGAGACGACUUUUCGGUCUUAUGCAAAAACACUUAACUACAGCUGACAGUUUCCAAGUGCUCCUUUCAUAAUAUUUAAUGUUUUUUUUUUCCGCCGGUGGAAAUGUUCUCUGACAAGUAGUCACAACUAAGUGCGCCUGUAGUUUUCAUUGUUCUGUUUUGGAGAGGAGCGGGUCCUUUGUCUAAAGCAGCGAGAUGAGUAUGAACCUGUCAACUCCUACACCUCCACUGCGACUGAAGCGAGUUGACUUUGAGGACUCUCACAGCAACGAUACCUUCAAAUGCAAGCGUCGUAGACUCAGUCAGCCUCCUUCCCCAGGUCUCGCCCCCUGCCUUCGCCCUCUGUCCCAAAGCCUUGAACAGCCAGGGUCUGAAAAGCACCACGUCUCCCGAAUCGGUCCCUACGUCCUCCUGGAGGCCACAGAAGUAGCUCAAACCUUCAGAGCGGUUCAUCAGGUCACAGAACAGGAAUACACAUGCAAAGUGUUUUCCAUGAAGAAGUAUCAUGAGUUCAUUGCGCCCUACACUCGUCUGCUUCCACACAGCAACAUCUGCAAGAUUUCAGAGGUGGUGUUGGGGGAAAACAACGUGUAUAUCUUUUUCGAGCGCAAUUAUGGAGACAUGCAUUCAUACGUGCGCACCUGCAAGCGGCUGCAGGAGGAUGAGGCCGUGCGCCUGUUCGCUCAGAUGGCAGCAGCUGUCGCACACUGUCAUGAGAACGGCGUCAUUUUACGAGACCUCAAGCUACGCAAGUUUGUGUUCACCGAUCAGCAGAGAACAAAGCUGGUCUUGCAAAACCUGGAGGACUCUUGUCUCCUAAACGGAAAUGACGACUCGCUGACGGACAAACACGGCUGCCCGGCUUACGUCGGCCCGGAGAUCUUAAACUCGCGUCACUCAUACUCAGGAAAGGCUGCUGACGUUUGGAGCCUCGGCGUCGUUCUCUACACCAUGCUAGUAGGACGUUACCCUUUUCAAGAUGUGGAACCGACAGCACUGUUCAGUAAAAUCCGCAGGGGUGCAUUCACCGUCCCAGAGACCCUCUCGCCUCGGGCUAAGUCGCUGGUGUACUGCAUGUUAAGGAAAUGUCCAUCCGAGAGACUGGAAGCUGGAGAUAUACUACUUCAUCCUUGGCUUCACUGUAAUAACAGCACAUCCCUUAGUCAGCACUCCAGCUCCAGACACUCCACAGAUCAGGUUGUUCCUGAUUUCCAACCCAGCCAGACUGAGGACUGUCAGUGAGCUGCUUUCAUUAUGUUUACCCACAAUCAGGCGGGAAAAAGACUCUAUGGUAAAGAGAGAUUGCCUCAUUAAGUAUGCAGAGUUCAAGGGCAUCCAAUGGAACAGAUCCACAAACAUGUGCAGGUUAAAAGCAGUGCUGUUUAGUUUUUUAUUUUACAUUUCUGCCCAGCAGUGGACUGCUGAGGUGUUCAGGACUGACCUUGAGUCUUUAUACAAAGAAGUAACUGUGUUUCUUACCUCUGAAACUGGCAAUUUCUCCAAGAAAACGACAACCGGAGGGCAAAGUGCUGCUGGUCAAACUCUUUUCCUGGUAGACUUUCAUUCACAGCACAGCUUAGAGGCUCGUGCACCAUUUGAACAUCAGUGUUGUUUAAUAAUCAGUGCAUGGAUUUCCCAUUGUACACCUAUGUUGUGUAAAAAAAGUACCUCUAACUUAAUUCCUGGUAUACUUGAUGCACAGUCCGUGCCUUUAUGUACUGUUUACAUAUUUUUGCAGUGGUGAAAAACAAACAAACAAACAAACAGAUUUGACUAUUUAAAGUGCCUUUUUUCCAGUUGUUGGACUUGAAGUACCAAAGAUUUGAGUUUUUUUUUUUUGUCAUCCAAAUCUGAGCGUGUGUAUCUGCAACGGGUCAGCACAAGUGCUCAUGUUUCUUUUUCAUGUGAAGAAAUCAAAAGGGUUGCGUGUUUUUUUUUUUUUUUUUCUGCAAAUUCUCUUUCUCAAAAAACUCUUUUGUAAAUGUCUUUCCAUCUGUUAAAUGUGUGUAUUUUGUGCUGUAGAGCAGGUUUGACCCUGAUGGGAUGUGAGCAGAUCAUACGACACAGGAAACAUCCCAUGUGAUGGUUUAGAGGUGCACCUGUCAAGCGAAAACAAAGGCUUUACAUUCGUUCUCGUUUGUGAUGCCUGCAUGCAAUGCUUUUGACCCUGUUUUUCUUUCAUUUAAGUACUUGUCAUUUUUUGUAGAUAAUUUUUGUUAAUAGCGAGAAGUGUACACUACAUUUGCUGUUGUCUCAAGGGGUGAUGUACCUACAAACGAGUAUUUUGUUGUUGCCAGUACAAAUAAAAUGAAAAAUCAUAA